CUUAACCUCUUUUUAUUUUAUAAGAUACAACGCAUAUGUGACUUGUGAAAAGAAUUACAUUUUAUCAAAAUUUAACUAGUAAUUCUAUUUAGAAAUAUUAUUUACAUUCGAACAAUGCACAUAAAGAACAAUAAAAGAUAACAAAGAUAAUUUGUGUCAAGUAAAAAGUGUAAGCAAAAAGAUUUCUUUGAGACAAAUGGUUUAUCAACGUGGAAAUCAGAGGGAUGGUUCCCCACAUUAUGUCUUUUUAUAUUCAGAUGAUGAAAAUAGUGGAGAUGAAGAAACUAUUUCUCUGCAACAAUGUAAUAAAUCAUUGCCACGUAAGGUGGAAGUUAUAUAUGUUCCACUGAAAUCAGAAGACACAUUACAAGCAUUGGCAUUACGGUAUAGAUGCACGAUUUCUGAAUUGAAGAGAAUCAACAAGAUUCACAAAGAAAAUGAAAUACAUGCAAGAAGAUUCAUCAAAGUACCUAUACAACCAUUUUCUUUAUUGACUGAAACCUUAGAACAUGAUCAAAAAAAUAAUCAAUUAGACAGAAGAGAAGUAAGUAUAUCUACUCCUGAUGAAAAAACAGAAAAUAUAGUAAUGGCAGAUCCAUUAUUAAAUGUGAUAAAAAAUCCUGUUGUGAUUGAAUUGCCAAAGGCAGAAAUUAAUACAAUUAUAUUAAAUUCUGUUUGUGAACCUUUAUCAUCAUACAACAAUAGUAAUUCUUUAGAAAUUAUCAAUUCAGAAUGUGAUCAAUUACUUACCUCAACAGAGAAUAAUACAAAAAACCCUCAUUUAACAGAAACAUUUAGAUGUUCUGGUGAUGAUUGUGGAUUAUCAUGGACACAACUUCUUGGAUUUUCUUUAUUAUUAGGUUUUGCAGGACCUAUUAUAUAUAUACUUUAUAUAAUUGAAUUUUCUUCUAAAAAUCAUUUAGUUAAUAAUCAUUAGCUAUUUUUUUAAAUAAAAAUAUAUAUUGCUGAUAUAAUAAGUACAAGAGUUAUAAUAGCAGUCAUAAAAACUUGCAAUAUUAAUCAGUUAAAGAUGGCUAUAUUUUAUAUGAGUGAGACUAUAUAAAAAUUUGAAAAUUUGAUUUGAAUAUUAUUGCUAAU
Molecule: messenger RNA, 1098 nt
Organism: Apis laboriosa (Himalayan honeybee)
Lineage: Eukaryota; Metazoa; Arthropoda; Insecta; Hymenoptera; Apidae
Product: lysM and putative peptidoglycan-binding domain-containing protein 3
Exons: 3
Coding region: 197-937 (246 amino acids)
Source: RefSeq, a predicted model, not a curated record